This is a messenger RNA of Lindgomyces ingoldianus, 2327 nucleotides long. RefSeq names its product class I alpha-mannosidase. NCBI's taxonomy places the organism in Eukaryota, Fungi, Ascomycota, Dothideomycetes, Pleosporales, Lindgomycetaceae. Gene Ontology annotation, biological process: N-glycan processing; carbohydrate metabolic process. The coding region runs from base 426 to 2291 and encodes 621 amino acids. The record is from RefSeq and is a predicted model, not a curated record. Gene Ontology annotation, cellular component: Golgi membrane; endoplasmic reticulum. Gene Ontology annotation, molecular function: calcium ion binding; mannosyl-oligosaccharide 1,2-alpha-mannosidase activity. The transcript has a single exon.
GAGCUCAACCGUUCUAAGAACAUCGCCAUCUAUCUUGCAGAAAACAACCCCGAAUACCAUAGUGGCACAGUGCUGAUUGUAUGCUUGCUGAUGGGCGCCCGUGGGCAAUGCCUCGUACUUUCUUGGCAGCUUAGACUUGCUGGCUAGCCGCCCCUUCUCCUUACAGGACUGUCUCUUCGCGAAUGUGUCCUCUCCUUUCACUCUCCUUCAGCCAUGACAGGCGCCUGAAAUUCCUAUCUUUCUGCACUAUUCAUGGUGCAUCUUAUUACGCCGUUCUUUUCACAGUUCGCUCCCUAGCCUGGCGGCUUGCCCAGGCGUUUGCUGGACUCGAAACGGCUCAACAUUAGAUAUUCGCUCUCGCUCACACAGCUUAGCCACCGCAUUCCUCCAUUGCAUGUCCACCUUCUCGUCCUACCUUGCGCACGAUGGUCAAGAUUAAGGUCCCGCGUAAUGGCGCCUAUCAGCCCUUGUCCCGCCGUCAUUCGAGGAAUCUCGUCUACGCUCUGAUCGCCGGUCUCGUCAUCGGACUCUACUACCUCUGUAAUGGCCCGAUUGACCCGUUUGCCGUCUCUUUCGAAGAGCAUCAGGCCUACAUGAACGACCGUGCUCAUGUUGACGGCUUUCUCGCAAAAGGUUCUUACGAUUGGCGAAAAGCGCCCUUUCAUAACAAGCCUGAAUCCUUCACUCCCCUUCCCGCCGGUAAACCCCGAACCCUCCCUCCAAUCCAAUUCACCUUCACAGAUGAAUCGAAAUCACGGAAAGACAUGAGGGAGAGAUAUCGUGUUGCGGUUCGAAACGAAUUCGAGCGCAAUUGGAACAGUUAUAAACGGUGGGCUUGGACUCGGGACGAAUUGAUGCCUGUGACCGCAAAAGGGGUCGAUCCUUUUGGGGGUUGGGGUGCUACCUUGGUUGACUCUCUUGACUCGCUCUGGAUCAUGGGGUUUAAGGAUGAUUUCUACGAGGCUGUCGCGGCCGUAGCUGCCAUCGACUUUGGCAAAUCAGAGAUGACCACUAUCAGCGUUUUCGAAACCACAAUCCGAUACCUUGGUGGCUUACUCAGCGCCUACGAUCUAUCUCAUGAGAAGGUGAUGUUGGACAAGGCAAUACAACUGGGUGAGAUGCUCUACCGAGCAUUUGACACAACAAACCAUAUGCCUCUGGAUCGGCUCGCAAUCGACCUAGCAAAGAAGAAUUUUGGUGUAGGAUUCACGGCGGAUAGCUCUAUCUGCUUCGCGGGCCUUGGUUCACUAACAAUGGAAUUUGUACGUCUCGCCCAAAUCACCCAACAACCAAAAUACUACGAUGCCGUUGCCCGAGUCACGGACCUCUUCGAUCGUGUUCAAAACAGCACUCGCAUUCCAGGACUGUUCCCAACUUGGGCCAAUGCUUACCAACAGGAUCUUUCAUACGACCGUUCGUUUACGCUGGGAGCCAUGGCCGACUCUUCGUACGAAUACUUCCCAAAGACCUUCGCUCUUCUUGGAGGCUUGGAGCCAGUGUACGAGAAGCUGUAUAAGGAAUCUGCAUCCAUGAUCGACGCCCACAUGCUUUUCCGACCCAUGCUACCUGAUGGAGAGCCGGGAGAAGAUAUAUUAUAUUGUGGUGACGUACACGCAUCGGACCCGGAGUCCAUUUCGCUAGAUCCUGAGAUGCAACACUUGACAUGUUUCGUCGGUGGCUUCUUUGCUUUGGCAGGCCGUAUCUUUAAAAACGACCGCCACGUAGAUCUUGGCGCCAAGUUAACCGAAGGCUGCAUUUAUGCUUACCACUCGAUGCCAACGGGAAUCAUGCCGGAAAUCUUCAACGUGGUUCCAUGCAAGUCACGUUCAACAUGUCCAUGGAACCAAACCAUAUAUGAGGAACAUGUCUUGAACCGGGCCACGCAGUACGAUGGCGAUUUCAAGGCCGCAAUGGAGGAAUUGAAGCUCCCGAAAGGGUUCACGUCUAUCCGGGAUCGCCGUUAUCUGCUCCGCCCUGAAGCGAUUGAAUCCGUAUUCAUCAUGUACCGUGUGACAGGAAACGAGGAAUAUCUAGAGCAUGCAUGGGAUAUGUUCACAAGCAUCCGAAAGUAUUCGACUACUCGCUACGCUAAUGGACAAGUGUUGGAUGUUUUGGAUAUUUCAGAGGACUCUGAGCCGGAGGACAAGAUGGAGUCUUUUUGGCUAGCUGAGACUUUGAAGUACUUCUAUCUCAUAUUCAGUCCGCCAGACAUGAUUAGCUUAGAUGAAUGGGUCUUCAACACGGAAGCUCAUCCGUUUAGAAGGCCAAAAUGGAUCAAGUUGGAGGGUUAGCAUUAGAAGGUGGUUUCCUUGUUUAUGAUACCCGCC